Molecule: messenger RNA, 5313 nt
Organism: Trichoderma harzianum CBS 226.95
Lineage: Eukaryota; Fungi; Ascomycota; Sordariomycetes; Hypocreales; Hypocreaceae
Exons: 1
Coding region: 1-5313 (1770 amino acids)
Biological process (GO): fatty acid biosynthetic process; secondary metabolite biosynthetic process
Molecular function (GO): fatty acid synthase activity
Source: RefSeq, a predicted model, not a curated record
AUGGCAUGCAAGUUUGCCGGAGCUGAGUCUCUGGAGCAACUAUGGCAAAUUCUCGAAACAGGAACAACACUAUAUCGUGAUCUCCCCAAGGACCGUUUCCCAGACGCCCGUUUCGUACGUCGAUCAUAUGAAAGGCCGUUCAAGGCCAACACGAUUGACGAUGUAGAUGCUUUCGAUCACAAGUUCUUCAAGGUUGCCAGCCGCGAAGCCACUUUCAUGGAUCCUCAGCAGAGACUGGGGCUCCAGGUCACAUACCAAGCUCUGGAGUCAGCAGGCUAUUUCAGCCGUGACACCUACACAACGGGGACAGAGCGGGACAUUGGCUGCUACUUUGCCACAUGCACAAACGAGUAUGCUGAGAAUGUGGCUACCCAUCCACCCUCAGCAUUCUCACUUACCGGGUCAAUCCGGCCGUUUAUCGCGGGAAAGAUCAGCCAUCACUUCGGUUGGACUGGCCCUGCCAUCAUGUAUGACACAGCAUGUGCAGCGUCAGGUACAGCUAUCCAUCAAGCCUGCCAAGCCGUUGCAACUGGAGACUGCAACGCUGCCAUUGCAGGGGCCACGAACAUCUUUGUCAGCCCUGAUACCUUCCAGAACCUUGCCAGUGGCCAGUUCACAAGUCCGACAGGGGCAUCUAAAUCCUUUGAUGCUGCAGCUGAUGGAUAUUGUCGAGGAGAGGGUGUGGCAGUUGUCGUGCUGAAGAAACUUUCUGCCGCUAUUCGAGAUGGCGAUCCUAUCAUGGGAGUUAUCGCUGCUACCGGCGUUAAUCAGAAUGCAAAUGAACACUCCAUCACAGUGCCCCAUGGGCCUACUCAGAUGAAUCUGUACAGAAAGGUUCUACGGCGUGCUGGUAUGCAUGCCGAAGACAUUUCGUAUGUCGAGGCUCACGGAACUGGUACCGCCCUUGGAGAUCCAAUUGAGUCUCGAAGCAUACGAGGCGUAUUUGGCAACCAUUCUCGCCCUCACGGUGAUAAAACUUACUUGGGUUCACUGAAGAGUAACAUUGGACAUACAGAAGCUACUUCUGGAUUGUCGGGACUCAUCAAGGUUCUUUUAAUGAUGCAAAAGGGAAUAAUCCCACCACAAGCAUUAUUAAAGAACCUUAAUCCAGCCAUUGGACCCAUGGAACCCAGUGGAAUGGCCAUUGCUACAAGCAAGGUUCCCUGGAACGCUCAAUUCAAAGCUGCAUGCAUCAAUAAUUACGGCGCAUCGGGAACCAAUGCCGCAAUGAUCGUUGCUCAACCACCGAAUAUCAAGAGCCGAUCUUCGUCCACAUCGGUGGCGACCUAUCCCGUGUCAUUAACGGCUUUCAGCCCUUCAAGCUUGGCAGCAUAUUGCUCCGAGUUGCUGAGUUUCAUCAGCCAAUCAGACUCACCCAGCGAUGACUUGGCAUUGGGCAUUGCUUACCACUUAUGGCGUCGCAGGAACCCCAGUUUGCCAUACACUGCAUGCGCAACCAUUUCGUCGCUUCAAGAGCUCAAGGGUUUUCUCUCAUCUACAAUGUCUACGGCACCUCUUAAGAGUGAAAACAAGCAGCAGCCGGUUGUGUUGUUCUUUGGAGGGCAAACUGGCAAGAUGGCUACCGUCCCUCGGUCUUUUUACGAGUCUUCUGCCAUCUUCCGCAAGCAUCUGGAUGAUUGCGAUGCUACGUUGCGUGCACUUGGAUCUCCGAGUGUCUUCCCGGAUGUAUUUGAGUCAGGUCCACAUGAAGAUGUUGUCCUCCUCCAUUCUAUAUUAUUCAGUGCGCAGUAUGCGAGCGCCAUGGCUUGGAUAGACUGUGGGCUUCAACCAGCUCGGCUUGUCGGUCACAGCUUUGGCCAACUCACAGCUCUCUGUGUAUCAGGAGUAUUAUCGCUUCAAGACAGCUUGCAACUGAUUACUGGACGUGCCAGAUUGAUCAAGGAGCACUGGGGAAAUGACUCUGGCUCAAUGAUUGCAAUCGAAGCGGAUCUGGACACGGUAAAGAGUCUUUUGGCGCAACAUGCUCAUCUCGGACUCGAUAUCGCUUGUUAUAACGGGCCGCAAAGUUUCGUUAUCGCAGGUAGCACUUCUUCAGUUGACGCUCUGGAAGCCUUCUUAAAGUCUGCACCCCAACCAUUCCAGGCGAAACGAUUGCGAGUCACAAAUGCCUUCCACUCUUCCUUGACAGAGCCCCUACUCCAGCCUCUUCAAGACAUUACCGAACAAUUAAACUUCCACUCUCCGAGAGUCCCCUUGGAGACUUGCUCUGAUAUUGGAACUUGGGAGACUGCCACUCCAGCUCUCGUCGCGUCACACAUGAGGGAUCCAGUAUACUUCCACCAGGCAGUAGAGAGGAUUGCGGAAGAGCUUGGCCCCUGUACAUGGGUUGAGGCUGGCUCAGGCUUCGGUGCACCCAUGGUACGGCGAGCUCUCGGAACACGAGCAUCUGCAAACAACAUCAAGUCCAUGAGUUUAGAAUCUGCGUCACCCAUAGAGGUCCUGGCAGAAAUGACAGCGCAGCUUUGGGAACUCGGUCUGGCCAUACAGUACUGGCCAUUCCACCACAGCCAACAACAGCAAUAUAAGGUACUGAAUCUUCCUCCAUACCAAUUUGACAAAGCCCGUUUCUGGCUUGAAUGGAAAGAUUUGGCCCCUCCAGCGAUCGAGGUUCCAGUUCCAGUCUCAGAGCCAGCAUCACUCCUACAGCUGCUACAAAAGACCAAUGAUGGAGGCGAAUUUCGCAUCAAUACUCACUGCGAGAGUUGGCAAACCAUCUGCUCCGAGAACUACAUUCUUGAUGUUCAGAUCUGCUCCAUUUCUUCGAUAAUGAAUUUAGUCUCCAAAGCUAUUGACACAAUCCAAAAUUCUCCCGCCCAAAAGAACAAUGUUUACAAUGUGGAAUACUUGGCACAACAGAGUCCGAUACCCGCCAAGUCAGAGGAUAAUCUCAGUCUGACAGUCGCCAGAGUCAAACAUUCGCAGUCUUGGAACUUUACGAUUACGAACGCUGCCAAUUCCAAUCGAACGUACGUUUCUGGUAUUGUCUCCGCUCCUUCAGUGAGCAGUGAGAGAGUCAAGGCGGAUUUUGCUCGCUUCCGUAGACUCAUUGAUACUACUCUUAUCAAAAAUCUUACGAAUGACGACGAAGCGGAUUCCGUCAAGGGAAAAGCUGUCUAUAAGAGCGUUUUGAACGUCUUCCAAAUCCCAAAAUCUGGGCAGUCAGUCAAGGAAGUGUCUGCCAAAGGCAACGAAGCUGCAGGCUACCUGGUGUCUUCAUUCAAUAACAAGUAUGAAGCCAUUGAGCAUUUCAUCCAAGUUCCUCUGCUCUGCUUAAACGGCUUGCAAGACCACGAAGACGAUGAGAUUUAUGUCAAUAUGGCAAUGGGACAAGUCAUAUUUCAAGAUUCUCUUGAUUUGUCGUCUGGUAAGAACACUUCUUGGGCGGUAUAUCUCAAAUUCUUCGGACUUGAUGGCCCAGAGACGACUUGCGAUAUUUUUGUAUGCGAUACACAGAGUGGUCAGCUAUCUGCGGUUAUUCUGGACGUAACAUUCGCCAAAUUACAGGUUGAAUCCCUACGACAAGCUCUCGGUGGCUCUACCACGGUUACAACCUCUCAGUCUAAUAAGCGGGCUACAAUUACACCUCCUCAGUCCAGCAGACCUAUUGCAAUCGCAACCCCACAGCCUACCAGGCAUAUUACCAUUACUGCUCCUCCUUCAAAUGCGUCUUCCACUAUUCCAUCCCCUCAAUUCACUCCGAGACGUCACUCAAUUUCAUCAGAGGAGGUAAUUGAAGACGUUGAACCCGCCACUACACGACCUCAAACUCCGGAUUCAUCCGUGGACAAUGAGUCAAUCCUGUCACCAGACUUGCCGGAUGUUUCAAAAUUGCUGUUCGAGUUGCUUGGCCGCAUUGCUGACGUAGAUGUUGGCUGCCUUCGCAGCGACAUUUCCAUUUUUGACCUCGGCAUCGAUUCAUUGAUGGGAAUGGAAGUUGCGGACGAGAUCAGCAAAGUCUUCUCUAUCAAAAUCGGCGUACGAGAAUUUGAGAGUGCCCACAAUGUCGGCGCUUUGUGCAAACUCAUUGCGGAGCGAACAAGUGGCUUCUUUUACAAUUCGGAAGUUAGUUCAAGAUCUCCAUCUGAUCCAGAUACGACUGGGUCCAAGAACACAACACUAACUUCCGCUACGUCUAGCAUGAAGGUUUCAGGCCAUGAGGAUCCACGACCAACUAAGGAACUAUCCACUGCGGCUCACAAAGCUUUCGACCUAAUACGUGAGGAAUUCGAUGUUAUUGCCCAAGAAACGGGGUGUGACAGGUUCUGCUCAGAAGUCCAUCCCUCUCAAGCGGGCUUGAUUGUCGCCUACAUCACUGAGGCAUUUGCCAAGCUUGGGUGCGACCUUUCCACCAUCAACGCCAGCCAGAAGAUUCCGAAUAUACCCCACUUACCAAGAAACGAGAAGCUCAUGGCUCAGUUAAUGCGCGCUCUUCGGGAUGAUGGUCUCCUCACUCAAGUUCACAACGACUGGGUUCGUACGUCUAAAGCUGUGGCUCUUCAACCAACUUCAUCCGAGAGAUAUGACCGAAUAAUUGCUGAAUUUCCACAAUUUGCGCCUGAACACAAGCUCCUGCACGUUGUUGGCUCCAAGUUGGAUGAGUGUCUCUCUGGCGAGUUGGAUCCACUUGUAUUGCUUUUUGGUAGCCCAGAAAAGCGCAAGUUGAUGGCAGACCAGUACCUCAUCGCCCCCAUACAGUCUUCUGUAUCUCAGCAGCUUGUGAGCUUCAUCAAGACAUGUUUCGGCUCACAGACACUACCCCAGACUGUCCGGGUGCUGGAAAUCGGAGGGGGCACCUGUGGGACUACUCUUCCUGCAGUCAAGGCGUUUGCUCAGCUUGGCAUCUCUGUCGAGUAUACUUUUACCGAUAUUUCAUCUUCUUUCAUUACAGCAGCUAAAUCCAAACUACGAGAUCACACGUUUGUUAAAUUCAGAACCCUUGACAUUACGCAAGACCCUUCCACGGAUAUAAAGGGCUAUUUCGACAUGAUCAUUGCAACAAACGUCAUGCAUGCAACCCCCGAUGUUUGCAAGAGUUCAUCAAACGCUCGCCAACUGCUACGUGCAGGUGGAUUCCUCACUCUUGUGGAAUACACUUGGAGGAAUUAUUAUCUCCUUGAUGUCAUUUUUGGACAGCUAGAUGGAUGGUGGCUCUUCAACGAUGGUAGAGACCAUGCUACUAUGGACGUGAGUGACUGGAAGAAGACCCUUCUUCGUGCCGGCUUCGGGGAGGUAGAUUGGACAGAAGGACAAACUGAGGAGUCCAAGAUCUGCAGGAUCAUAUUAGCUUAUUGA